This is a messenger RNA of Prorocentrum cordatum, 580 nucleotides long. The record is from the annotation of a GenBank genome assembly. NCBI's taxonomy places the organism in Eukaryota, Dinophyceae, Prorocentrales, Prorocentraceae.
GUACCACCCCUCGAACACGCCCAUCUACCAGACGUCCACGUUCGUGCAGCCGUCCGCCAACGAGUUCGGGGCGUACGACUACACGCGCUCGGGGAACCCCACGCGGACCGCGCUCGAGAAGCACGUUGCGAUGCUGGAGCAGGCGGCCGCGGCCUUCGCGUUCGCGUCAGGCAUGGCGGCGCUCCACACGGUGACGCGCCUCCUGCGGCACGGGGACGAGAUCCUGGCCAAUGAGGACAUCUACGGGGGCAUGCACAGGCUGCUCACCCAGGACGCCGUUUACAGCGGCAUCCAGGUCCGAUUCGUAGACACGACGGACAUCUCCUCCGUGAGCAAUGCCAUCACGCCCAACACGAAGAUGAUCCACUUGGAGAGCCCUUCGAAUCCGCGGAUGCGCAUUACGGACAUCCGUGCCAUCUGCGCCCUCGCGCACAAACACGGGAUACUGGUCAGCGUGGACAGCACGAUGAUGCCCCCGGUCAUCUGCAAGCCGCUCACGCUCGGCGUGGACGUCGUCGUGCACUCGGCGACGAAGUUCUUCUCGGGCCACGCGGACUGCACCGGCGGGCUCGUCUGCGUC